This is a messenger RNA of Rosa rugosa (rugosa rose), 1315 nucleotides long. RefSeq names its product cycloartenol-C-24-methyltransferase-like. The coding region runs from base 129 to 1151 and encodes 340 amino acids. The record is from RefSeq and is a predicted model, not a curated record. The transcript has 13 exons. Gene Ontology annotation, biological process: sterol biosynthetic process. Lineage: Eukaryota; Viridiplantae; Streptophyta; Magnoliopsida; Rosales; Rosaceae. Gene Ontology annotation, cellular component: endoplasmic reticulum. Gene Ontology annotation, molecular function: sterol 24-C-methyltransferase activity.
AUUUCUUCUCGAGGAAAAUAUCGGUUCCACAUUAUUAACUCAUCGUCAGCUGUGGAAGAGGGAAGAUCCAAACUUAGCUAAAAAGACCAUCGUGCUUGAACUCAAAUCUAAUUCAGUUUACAGUGAAGAUGUCAAAAUCUGGAGCACUGGAUCUGGCCUCUGGGGUUGGUGGGAAGAUUGAGAGAAACCAAGUUCUUUCAGCUGUCCACAAAUAUGAGAAGUAUCACUUUGGGGAUGACGAAGACAGAAAAGGCAACUAUACUGACAUGGUUAACAAAUACUAUGAUCUCGUCACAAGCUUUUAUGAAUAUGGAUGGGGUGAGUCCUUCCAUUUUGCACCAAGAUGGAAGCAAGAGUCCCUAAAAGAGAGCAUCAAGCGGCAUGAGCAUUUUCUCGCUCUGCAACUAGGUCUAAAGCAAGGGCAUAAGGUUUUGGAUGUAGGAUGUGGGAUUGGUGGACCUAUGAGAGAAAUUACUAGAUUCAGUGGGGCAUCAGUUACAGGGAUAAACAACAACGAAUAUCAAAUAACUAGAGCAAAGGAACUCAAUCAUCUUGCAGGAGUGGAUGAGACCUGCAACUUUGUCAAGGCAGACUUUAUGAACAUGCCAUUUCCUGAUAGCACUUUUGAUGCAAUAUUUGCAAUAGAAGCCACAUGCCAUGCACCAAAUGUGUUUGAUUGCUACAAAGAAAUAUAUCGAGUGUUGAAGCCAGGACAGUGUUUUGCUGCUUACGAGUGGUGCAUUACUGACUCCUUUGAUCGAACAAACCAUGAACACCAGAGAAUUAAGGGAGAAGUUGAGCUUGGCAAUGGACUUCCUGAAAUCAGAUCAAAAGAACAAUGUAUUCACGCUCUAAAUGUUGCAGGUUUUGAGGUUAUAUGGGAAAAUGACGUUUCUGUGGAUUCACCGCUUCCUUGGUAUAUGCCACUAGAUAAAAGUCAUAUUUCAUUGAGUAGCUUCCGGCUAACAGCUUUGGGGCGUUUCAUUACUAGAACAAUGGUCAAAGCCUUAGAGUUUUUACGCCUUGCCCCUGAGGGUAGCCAAAGAGUUCAGUCUUUCCUAGAGACAACAGCAGAAGCUCUUGUUGAAGGUGGAAGCAAAGGGAUCUUCACACCAAUGUACUUCUUCUUGGUUCGGAAGCCUGAUGCAUAAGCUCCAAACUUGUAAGUUUUGAGGCUUAUAACAUUGUAAUGGCUACUAUUGCCUAACCAGAUGCAUAUAAACAUAUCUAAAAUCAGUAAUAACAAAGUUAAUAAUAAUUGUAUUGCCCUUCUAAUGAUUUAAUGAAUAACAUUCAUACUUAUGUGAAUGGCUAA